GAGGCAGCGGCGGCUGCUGCCAUGGUGGCUGGCGGCCGGGUGAGGGUCUGAGUGGAUCUUCUGCUAGGCCAGAACGCCUUUAGAGGGCGCGACGGAAGGCGAGAGUUUGCAGUCAGGGCGGCAGGUGCAGCAUGUCUAGAUUGGGGGCCCUGGGCGGCGCCCGCGCCAAGCUGGGACUGUUGCUGGGUACUGCUGCCGGCCUUGGAUUCCUGUGCGUCCUCUACAGCCAGCGGUGGAAACGGUCCCAGCGCCAUGGCCGGAGCCAGAGCCUGCCCAACUCCUUGGAAUACACGCAGACUUCAGAGCCCAGACGCCAGGUGAUGCAGUUGCGGUCCGUCCCAGGUGAGGCUGGAGAUGCUGCAGUACUGCCCAGCCUUCCACAGGAAGGGCAGGAGAAGGUGCUGGAUCGUCUGGACUUUGUGCUAACCACUCUUGUGGCAUUGCGGCGGGAGGUGGAGGAGCUGAGGAGCAGCCUGCAAGGGCUUGCUGGGGAGAUUGUUGGGGAGGUCCGAUCCAACAUGGAAGAGAACCAGAGAGUGGCUCGGCGGCGAAGGUUCCCAUUUGUCCGGGAGAGGAGUGACUCCACUGGCUCCAGCUCUGUCUACUUCACGGCCUCCUCAGGAGCCAUGUUCACAGAUGCCGAGAGUGAAGGGGGCUAUACUACAGCCAAUGCCGAGUCUGACUAUGAGCGGGACUCUGACAAGGAGAGUGAUGACGGGGAAGAUGAAGUAAGCUGUGAGACUGUGAAGAUGGGGAGAAAGGAUUCUCUGGAUCUGGAGGUGGAGGCAGCUUCGCAUCCAGUGCCUGGUGCCUUCGAGGCUGGAGUCUCCUCGGGCCUGGAGGACGUGCUGCCCCUCCUGCAGCAGGCAGAUGAGCUGCACCAGGGCAGCGAGCAGAGCAAGCGGGAGGGUUUCCAGCUGCUGCUCAACAACAAGCUGGUGUAUGGAAGCCGGCAGGACUUUCGCUGGCGCCUGGCCCGGGCCUACAGUGACAUGUGUGAGCUCAGUGAUGAGGUGAGCGAGAAGAAGUCAUAUGCCCUAAAUGGAAAAGAAGAAGCAGAGGCUGCUCUGGAGAAGGGGGAUGAGAGUGCCGAAUGCCACCAGUGGUAUGCAGUGCUUAGUGGUCAGCUGGCUGAGCAUGAGGGCAUCCAGAGGCGCAUCCAGAGUGGCUUUAGCUUCAAGGAACAUGUGGACAAAGCCAUUGCUCUCCAGCCAGAAAACCCGAUGGCCCACUUUCUUCUUGGCAGGUGGUGCUACCAGGUUUCUCACUUGGGCUGGUUAGAAAAAAAAACUGCUACAGCUUUGUUUGAAAGCCCUCUCAGUGCCACUGUGCAGGAUGCCCUCCAGAGCUUCCUAAAGGCUGAAGAACUACAGCCAGGAUUUUCCAAAGCAGGAAGGGUAUAUAUUUCCAAGGUUUUCACUGUUGUCUCUUCUCAGUGCUACAGAGAACUAGGGAAAAACUCUGAAGCUAGACAGUGGAUGAAGUUGGCUCUGGAGCUGCCAGAUGUCACUAAUGAGGAUUCGGCUUUCCAGAAGGACCUGGAAGAAUUGGAAGUAAUUUUAGGAGAAUAAUCACACUUCAAUGGCCUUCAUGACUUGAGGGACACCACCACUUACAGGGAAAAAUCAAGGAUUUCUUCCUUAGACCCUGUUGGGAUCAGGAACCCAAGACUGAUUUAGGGAGUAUCUUGACUCCUGGGUAUGACUGCCACCCACUACCAUCCCCCAAUUUCUUGUCUGUUGUCCAUCAGUUAAUUUAUUCUACUCACUUACCUAAUCUAAAAUUGGGAAAGUACUUGUGGCCAGAUUUUUCUGUUCUCCCCCUUAAGUGAAUUCUUGAAAAAUCAAGAAUAGUCUAGCACUUGUCCUAAGGUUAAGUGUGGGUGGAGCCCUGGAGGCUGCUAGAGCUGAGAGGAUGAAGCAGUAGCACUGCCUUUCAACUGCCGGUGAGGUAGAUGAACUUCAAAGAGCUACAGGAACAAAGCACAGAAGUUGUCACUUUCUAAUCUUUUCCACUGAUUGAUUAAUAUUCAACACCUAGUAUACAGUCCUAAAUCACACCCUACCUACUACAGCAAAAAGAGGGGUCAAAGUAGUCCAUGAAUAAUGCCCUCUUAUCACCUAUUGUGGAUUUUAUUUGUAUUCCUGGGCUGAGAGUCUGGACCACUUGAUUUCCAGAGUUCUGACAGCUUUUGGAAUGACAGCAGUGGCAUAGGGUUUAUGAUACUGUGAAACGAUGAUUUGAAUAGUUGCCUGGAAUAUAUUUUGAUACAAACUUGAAA
Cynocephalus volans (Philippine flying lemur) is the source of this 2281-nucleotide messenger RNA. RefSeq names its product regulator of microtubule dynamics 3 (gene RMDN3). Gene Ontology annotation, molecular function: microtubule binding. The record is from RefSeq and is a predicted model, not a curated record. Gene Ontology annotation, cellular component: cytoplasm; spindle microtubule; mitotic spindle pole. Lineage: Eukaryota; Metazoa; Chordata; Mammalia; Dermoptera; Cynocephalidae. The coding region runs from base 132 to 1571 and encodes 479 amino acids. The transcript is spliced from 13 exons.